UUGUUUUGAUCGCGCGCUCGGAGAGCAACAUGGCUUUUUCUCUUCUCCAAUUCAUCCUUUCUGCUCAUGGAUCUAUGGAGACUAGAAACCAGGACUUUCAGCCUUGGAAGGACUACAUGGGUUUGGCGGACAUGAUCAGAGGCAUGAAGCGGCAAGAAAUGCAAUCUGACGCGGAUUCAGACGAACAGGCUGCCGCGCUGCUGGAGUCUCCAAGCGGCCCGAUUCGGUCGCGCGACUCACCGGAGCAGAACACGAGCCCGGGGGGCGGUAAACCCAAGAGCAGCCCAGCAGAGAGAAAGUUCUGCAGCUUCUGCAAACACAACGGCGAGACUGAGGCCGUGUACACCUCUCACUACUUAAAAAACCGCGAUGGAGACGUGAUGUGCCCGUAUCUCCGACAGUACAAGUGUCCCCUGUGUGGGGCCACCGGGGCCAAAGCGCACACCAAGAGAUUCUGCCCGAUGGUGGACAAGAACUACUGCUCGGUGUACGCCAAAUCAACAUGGUGAAGCGGACAUUGAUGCUCCGGUAGAUUUGAAGAAACACUUUUUACCGCAGGUUUUAAUGUUUAAGUUUUAACUCUUUAAUUGUUUGUUUGGUUGAUACGCGGCGGAUUGCGAGUUUGCAUGCAUGUGUGCGUUCACUGUUUGAUUUUGCACUUUUUUUGUGUGUGUGUAUAUGUGUGUGUUUGCUGUGUUUUAUUUUGUGUGCACUGGUGUUGUGUUUUCACUUGGUAACAAACUUGUACACAAGCCAGCAGGCUCGCUACAGGCGCAACCGCACUCAAAAACAAACCCUUUCAUGCUUAUUUGGUAAAUACAAUGUGUGUUUAGUCCUCCUUUUAAAUGUCAGAUUUUAUGGUGUUGUAUUUAAACAAAAAAUUCAAUGUUAAUAUUUAGAUUUUAGUGAUUUUAUUAUUGAAAACGGCUUGUUUUGUAUAAGUAACCUUUAAAAAAAGUUUUCUCCAUUGCAUUUAAAUUCAGUUUGAAAAACAUAAUCGCCAUAUUUUCAUGUCGCUUGCUAAAAUUCAUGUACUACUUUCAUCAUUUUAUGUCAGUGUGUGAUUUUUGACUUGUGAUGGAGUGAAAAAUGUGAGGAAAAUAUAAACAUUUUCUCUAGACUU
Messenger RNA from Danio rerio (zebrafish), 1123 nucleotides. RefSeq names its product nanos homolog 3 (gene nanos3). Gene Ontology annotation, molecular function: RNA binding; zinc ion binding. The record is from RefSeq and is marked provisional. Lineage: Eukaryota; Metazoa; Chordata; Actinopteri; Cypriniformes; Danionidae. Gene Ontology annotation, cellular component: perinuclear region of cytoplasm; germ plasm; cytoplasm.